AUGGCGAAGAUCAUCAUUGUUUACUACUCCAUGUAUGGACAUGUCAAGACCAUGGCUCAAAAGGUCAAGGAGGGCGUGGAUUCUGUUGGAUGUGCGGAAGCUGUAUUGUACCAAGUCCCCGAGACUCUUCCCGAGGAGGUUCUGAAGAAGAUGGGAGCUCCUCCCAAGGAUGCGGAUGUUCCCGUCAUCAAGGCUUCGGAUCUGGCAGAUGCCGAUGGAAUCAUCUUUGGCAUUCCAACUCGAUUUGGUAUGGCGGCAGCACAAAUGAAAGCCUUUAUGGAUUCCACCGGUGGACUCUGGCAAGGAGGAAAGCUCGCCGGAAAGCCUGCUGGAAUCUUCUUCUCCACCGGAACUCAGGGAGGAGGCCAAGAGACCACAGCCAUGACCUGGUUGACCCAAUUGGUUCACCACGGAAUGGUGUAUGUGCCCACUGGAUACCACACGCCCAAAAUGUUCCAAGUCGACACUCCCGAGGGAGGCAGUCCCUGGGGAGCAGGCACUUUUGCUGGCGCGGAUGGUUCUCGCAUGCCAUCGGAGUUUGAACUGGAGCGAGCCAAGCUCCAAGGAGAAGGAUUUGCCAAGGUUGCUUUGGCAUUGAAAUCCGCAGAUGCUUAG
Seminavis robusta is the source of this 615-nucleotide messenger RNA. NCBI's taxonomy places the organism in Eukaryota, Bacillariophyta, Bacillariophyceae, Naviculales, Naviculaceae. The record is from the annotation of a GenBank genome assembly.